Molecule: messenger RNA, 2792 nt
Organism: Taeniopygia guttata (zebra finch)
Lineage: Eukaryota; Metazoa; Chordata; Aves; Passeriformes; Estrildidae
Source: RefSeq, a predicted model, not a curated record
UUUUUCCAAGUCUGUAUUCCUCAAUACUUUAAUUCCUUUCCUCAGGUCUAUUGGCUGGAUCUUGUGGACUCAAAGGAAAGGAAUGCUUCAGUUAUUCCUGUGUGUGCUUCAAAGGCCUCCUGGAUGAGGUGCAUGUCCAACAGUUCAGAAGUGGUGAAAAGGCACCUUUGAUAGUUCCAUGCCAAUAAACUUCAGAAGGAAUUUCAGGUGGCAGCUUUCCUGAAGGAUUGAGGCGGAUUGAGUGAUGCACGAGAUGCUGGCAGAUUCUUCUGCCUAAUCCUUCUGAUCCUGGGCUGCAGCCAGAAGAAAUCUGGACCAUCCUAUGGAAAACAGUGUUGGAAGUACACAGGGAGCGGAGGCCUGAGGGUUUGGGAUUUCCCUGGGCAGUGAUGCCCGCGAUGGGAGCGUCGUGGUGCGCGCUGGCCGGAGCCCUUCUCCCGUUCCUCAUCCUCUCAGGAAGUUGGGUUUCAGCUGAGAACAUCAACUUCUACAACAUCAGGCCUCCACUGGACCCCACACCAUUCCCAAACAGUUUCAAGUGCUUUACCUGUGACAACGCAGUGGACAACUACAACUGCAACCGAUGGGCUGAGGACAGGUGGUGUCCUGAGAGCGCUCGCUACUGCCUGGCCGCUCACCUGUUCACGGCGCGUGGGGAGAGCACCUCGGUCACCAAGAGAUGCGCCACGGGCGAGGAGUGUCACCGCGUGGGCUGCCACCGCCGCGGGGACAGCGGCCACACGGAGUGUGUUUCCUGCUGCGAAGGCAUGAUCUGCAACGUGGAGAUCCCCACCAACGCCACCAACGCGGUGUUCGCGGUGCUGCCGGCGCGCAGGACGGCCGCGGGCAGCCGCGCACGGCCCAGCCUGGCGGCACUGGUGGCACUGGUGGCACUGGUGGCACUGGUGACAAUGGCGCUGUCCUGACACAGCACCCCCAGACAGAGCUGCUGGGACAGUCCCCGCGCCAGGAACCUCCGGGAUCUCCAAGGAGAAGUCGCUGAUGUUCCCUCAUCCCAGCAAAUUUAAGGAAAAGACAUCCUGAGCUCCUUGGGUGUUUUGGUGGGAAUCCUUCCCGUCAGUAUUGAAAAUAAACCCCACAAAAACCCCCUGCUGGGUGGGGCAGUGGGGUGGACUCGAGUUUUGGUUCCCUGUUUCCUGAGGAAAAUGCACAUUUUUUUGGGUUUUGGGACGGAACCGUGACAAUCACAGUCAAAAGGAGCUUUGGGUGGAUGAUGUGGAAAGGUGGGAACUGGAUUUAAAUCUUUGAUGUGCAUAAACAGCUCAGAGUUUCUUAUCAAGGUGUGUUUGAGAUGAUCUUGAUUUCACAGAGAGCACCUCUGGUUUUCAUAGAGAGCAAGUAUGAGGUUGGUUUUUUUUCUGCUUGAUUGGAGCUCUCAUUUUUCCUGGCUAUAAUACAAAAUUAAUUACUUUCUUUCUGUAAAAUGUCUCAUCCUCCUCCUGUUUAAAGCUGUGGGAAAUGUAGAAUUCCUAAAAAAUCCUGUUGGAGCACCCAGAGGAGAAUUCCUGAUCUUGCAAAGCAAAGGGAUUAUUUCCUUAAAAUUGAGUGUCCCCUCAGAAUAUCACAAAAAUAUUAUUUUUGUGAUAUUGGGAUAUCAUGACUUUGAAAUUGCAGCGACUGCCAAGCAGCUUCAUUAUCCUAAAAAUUCCAAGUGGACACUUGGAGGAGGGAGCACUGCUGUGUUUUCUCUUGAUUUGCACAGGUUUUUCCCAGGCAUAUUACAGUCUUGAUGGAUGUUUUCAGGAAGGAUGGAUCACUUAAACUGACUCAAAAAAGAGAUUGGGAGCUGUUCCCUGAAAAAUAUGAGUAGCUACAAAUUUGGCUUCUUUUACAUGGAUAUUACCUUAAUUAUUUGCUGGUUUGUGUGAUUAAUUAUAUUCAGUUGUUAAAAAGAUUCUGAAAUAGCUCCAGACUUGUUGACAUUCCAAAAUUUCCUCCACAAUAUUCUUAGGAUGCAGAAAGGUUCUGAAUUCAGUCUGUGGCUUCUGGAUGGGUGAUUGUGCAGCUACAAAAUUUGGAUGGAAAAGGUUUUUCCUUGACGAAGGAAAAUAGUUCUUGAUAUCUGAGUCAAGGUUUUCCAAGAUCUGGAUUCUCAUGGAUCUCUCUCAUUUCUCAAUAUCUGGAUUUUCCUUUUCCAUAUCUGGAUUCUGUGCCAUCUAACAGGGCUGGAAUUCUGCUCUGGAGCUGGGCUGGGAGAGCUGGGAAUGUUCCCCUGGAGAAGGGAAGGAUCCUUCAGGAUUUUCAGAUCUCUGUCUUAAAAACUUAAAAAAAAAAUUACUGGAUUUGAUAAAUCAAUUUUCAGUGAUGUCCUUGUCUCAGUUUGGGUUCAGAUGUUGCAAUUUAAAUUGCAAGUGUUGUAAUUUAAAUAUAUUCAACUUUUAAUUGAUAAAACAAAUUUUCAGUGAUGUCUUUAUCUCACUUUAGGUUCACAGAUGUUGUAAUUUAAAUAUAUUCAACUUUUAUUUGCCUAAAUUCACUCCAUAACUUUGGGAAUAAUUUUUCUGUAAAUCCAUAACUUUUUGAACCUGAAAAUAAUUCAUAUAUAAUGGCAAAUCCAUCUGUUUGUGCAGUUAAAUGUAUUUUUUAUGAUGUAUAUCUGUAUGAAAUAUGAUUUUUAUUUACAUUGCACUGGACAGCCUGUAGAAGGUUUAUUUUUAAAACUUAAAUGCUGAUAAUUCUUCAUUAUCCAGUGUUUGGAUGUUUUCUUAUUGCUGUGUAACUGCUUUGAGUUUUCUCCAGAAAUGGCACUUUUAAUAAAAAAUAUUCAAAUA